UACAGUAUAAAAGGGAGAACGGAACGCAAUAACGGUCAUUUUAAGAGAAUAGCCUUGUAAAUUAAGUCACUAUGGCAGAGCAAGCAGUACUCGUUGACAUGGUGAAAAGAGACCCGAAUGAGAUUAACACUGAUGUACAGGCUAAUUUUGAAGACGUACUUGCUGAACCUGACGGUACCCACAGCUUUGAUUGCAUCUGGAAGUUCAGUUACGUGUGUUUCAGUGGAGGGAAGGAUUGCUGCUAUAAGUUGCUGAGCACGUUAUUUGGUCUGUGUAUAGCUCUGUUAUGGGGCUGUGAGUUUGCAAUUAUCACCUUCGAGAUGGUAUGGUGCUACACUCCCAUGCUAAAAGCCUACACGAUUUCCAUGGGACUCCAACAGAAGUUCUUCUCUGUUUGUAUCAACUGCUGUUUGGCGCCUGUCUGUCAAACUUGUGGACUUUUCUUCAGUAACAUUAAUGUUAAGAACGGAUAAAUUGUUGAAUGAGAACGAAGAGGCAACAUUUACACGAAGCUUCUACAUAGACUAUUCUAGUGUUUCUGAAAGAUCUGCGACUAUUCGAGUACUUCCGAGUGAUCUGUUACUAGCUUCGAUUAAGUGUAAUCUCAAUGCGCUCCCUGUUAAUACUUGGCUGUGAUAAAAAGCAAACAUUACUCAAUAGCUGCUCUUUUGCAUUAUAAUAGAAGUGAAAUACUUGUGAUAUCUUAGCCAAUAGCUGCUCUUUUGCUUUGUGAUAGAAGUCAGAAAUGUGAUAUUUUAAAGUUCAUUCGACUUUACAGUCAUUAAAAUUGUAUAAGACAAA
Molecule: messenger RNA, 801 nt
Organism: Pecten maximus
Lineage: Eukaryota; Metazoa; Mollusca; Bivalvia; Pectinida; Pectinidae
Product: caveolin-1-like
Exons: 2
Coding region: 72-473 (133 amino acids)
Biological process (GO): caveola assembly
Cellular component (GO): caveola
Molecular function (GO): molecular adaptor activity
Source: RefSeq, a predicted model, not a curated record